GUUUCGGCUUAGGAUUUCGUCGUUUUAACAGAGUUUCGCCAUUUCGCCACGAAGAUUUGUCUUCUGUCUUUUUGGGCUCGGUUUUGCUGGGGAUUUGUUGUUUCACCAAAGUUUCAUCAUUUCACCACGAAGAUUCAUCAUUUGUUCUUUUUGAG
Dentiscutata erythropus is the source of this 155-nucleotide messenger RNA. The record is from the annotation of a GenBank genome assembly. Lineage: Eukaryota; Fungi; Glomeromycota; Glomeromycetes; Diversisporales; Gigasporaceae.